Perca flavescens (yellow perch) is the source of this 3316-nucleotide messenger RNA. It is a transcript of the gene lrwd1, whose product is annotated as leucine-rich repeats and WD repeat domain containing 1. The transcript has 16 exons. Gene Ontology annotation, biological process: chromatin organization; establishment of protein localization to chromatin. The coding region runs from base 79 to 2280 and encodes 733 amino acids. Gene Ontology annotation, molecular function: protein binding; chromatin binding. Lineage: Eukaryota; Metazoa; Chordata; Actinopteri; Perciformes; Percidae. The record is from RefSeq and is a predicted model, not a curated record. Gene Ontology annotation, cellular component: nuclear origin of replication recognition complex.
CCCGGGAAAGCUUGGUUUCUAGUUAGUUCCUCUCCAUGGUUAGUUCACUUGUAGAUGCUGAAGAAGUGUUGAUAAUCAAUGGAGAAAAUAACAGAAAAACUGCUACUGGAGAAAGGAUCUCCAAAAACCAACAAACUGGAGCAAAUCAAGACACUGAAUCUAUCUAGGCUGGGACUGAAGUCUCAGGACUUGCCAGUCAGGCUGCUGUCCCGACUCCAGUACCUGGAGCGCUGGGAUCUUUCUGGGAACAGACUGCAGGAGUUGCCCAAGAACCUGGAGCUGCCUGCCCUUCGCUACCUGGACCUCAGCGACAACCAGCUGGAGGACGUUACCACUCUGGAGUCUCUAAGUAAUCUGGAGGAGCUCAAGAUGGAGGACAAUCUUUAUAUCACUGUGAGUGAUAACUACAAGCUGAUGGUGUUGUUGCCCAAACUGAGGAUUCACAACGGUAAAGAUGUCAGCACGACAGCCAACCACUUGCGCUAUGUCUACACGGAGAACUUGAGGACCAGGAUAAUUGCAGUUUGGGAGAAGAGCUUCUGUCUUCCGGAUCCCAUCACAGCAGAGAAAAUGUCGGCCUUGGAGAAAGACUUUGUCAACACUGCCCGUCAACAAGUUAAAUUUGGACCCAGUUCAGUCAGUGAUUUCACCAAAUGGAGGGUAGAGAAUAUCGCUAAGGAGUAUCUGCACUCUCUGACAGAACCAAAGAAAGAACCAGAGAGCAAGGAGCCUACCGACACUAAAGAGAACUGUGUUGUCUCGACCCCGACCAAGAGGAAACAAACGGCGUCAGUGGACACCAGCAUCAGACUGACGCCUCGCAAGAAGUUGCGCGCAGAGCUCCCAGCCUCCCCAGUUGAAGCCAGCCCUCGCAAAUCCAGUCUCCGCAAACUCGAGACGCUAACCCAGACCAGCGCUGUCAGGAUGAGCCCCCGCAAGAUAAGUCAGCCUCCCUCUACCCCCACCAGAGGACAGACGAAGCCAGAGACGCCCAGGAGAGGUGCGACGACAGUGCGACAAACCAAAGAGGACAGUGGAGCGCAGAAAAAACAGAAGAACAGAACGGACGCUGACAUGUUGUCCACAAUAAAGACACAGCAGCCAGUGUGUCUGAAGCCUCUCCACGUCCUCCAGUGCCACAGUAAACAGGACAGCUCGGAGGACUUCUCUACCCAGCUGUGGGCCUGUGCUUUCCAGCCAGUGCCAGAUUUCAAUGGCACUGGUGGAGGAAGCCGUUUGGUUGCUACCUGUGGUGGAGACUCUCUCUGCGUGAUUGACUGUGAAACCGGGCUGGUGAUGAAGAAGUACAAAGUUCUUGGCGAGGAGUUCUUCUCCCUGGCCUGGUCCACAGUGUUGAUGUCCAGGGGAGGCGGGGCCUCGGCUCAACACUGCAGCAUUCUGGCAGCUGGAGGGAAGAAAGGACUGGUCAAACUGAUCCACCCCAGAAACAACAUGGCCUACGGGGAGUUCCGAGCCAGCCGCAAGGCGCUGUCUGUCCUGCGCUUCAACCACCGCCAGGGGAACUUCCUCUUCACGGGAGCAUAUGAUAACAAGAUUGUGAUGUGGGACAUUGGUGGAGUGGACAGCCAGUACAACUACAAAGUUGUUCAGCUGCUGGUGUUGGAGAUCAGCGCCACUCCCCUACACAUCUGCCUCCCCCCCACUUCCCCCAGCUCACACCUACUGACUGCCUGUGAGGACGGCCUGCACUGCUACAACACACAACUCAGCACCAACAACACAAAGAGUAGGUCUGAGGAGAUGGAGAUAACUUUCCCCAUAUAUAAGAAGGAAGACAAAUACCAUGACUACCACACCAUUGAUGGCCUGAGUUUUCUUACAGAUGACAUAGUGGCCUCCAAGAACUACAUGCAUGGUUCCAUAUACUUGUGGAGCUGGAGCAGGACCAAGGCUCAGCGGCCUGACAAGAAAGACAGGACAGUUUGUGCUGUGGUUCUGGCUGAGCUGCAGUGGGCCAACACUGAGAUUCCCUACCUGGCUCUCAACACAUGCCCUGGCCGAGCCUACAUAGUGUGUGGUGAUGACAAAGGCAGGUUAUGGACAUACCACGUCAACGACCUGCAGAAAAACAGUUUCCAGACUGGGAAACCCAUACUGCCCACUGAGGUGUUGGAGUGGCCGAACCCGGUAAGAAAGGGCCUCGGCCAGGUGGAGGGCCCCACCAUCAACAGUGUAGCAAUGGACCCUGAGCUCAACUACCUGGUGGCCCUUAGUGACAAAAAUAUGGUGAUCGUGUGGAAGAGAGAAAAGUCCUCCUGAGAAACACGGACUGUGGGAAUGCAACUCAUCAAUGGAAGUCGUGAUUUAAUACAAAUCGUAGGGUGUUUUAGUAUUUGUAAGGUAAGGGUUGCUUCUCAUAACACCAACAAUCCACUCUGUCUCAGCCAAUAGAGAGACUGCAGUGAUCCUGUCUGGGAUAGUUUUUUGGAUUAUUUUUUUCCUUUUCUUCAUAAUUUGUUUGGGGAAAGUGAAUUUUGCAUUGAUGCCACAGUGAGAUCUGUCAGAGCAAGUAACAGCCAGACUGAAGGAAUACAAUUACAGUAUUGUUCUUUAAAAAAAAGAAAAUGUACGGCAUACAAUUCUAACAUUUUAAUUAGCAGGAUUGAAUACUGAUGUACAUAAAAGUUGCUGCUGUUGGGAAUAGUAGCCAAGGGAAAAGAGUUGUCGAUUGUCUCUAUGUGACACACAAUUCCUAGUUUUUGUAUGUAAUUAUGUAUCUUUAAAAGAUACGGCAUUUACAAAUGUCCAGUCCAACCAUGAAAACUGUGUCAAAUUCCCAAAUGAUUAGCAAGUGAGCAUCCAUAUUAACUUACAUAAAUAAAUGCUAAUGUUUCCAGUUAGAUGUAAACAGUCAAGAUUGUGUACUGCUUUUGCGCUGCCAACAAGGGGCAAAAAAAAAAGGAAUGCUUUUUUAAUCACAGUCAGUCAGUGGCCUUAUGAAUAGGAAUCACAUUUUAAAUUUGACUGUUAAUUUACUUCUUUUUUUCAAAUGUAAAUAUUUUAUAUGAAUAAUUGUAUGAUGAACCUUUUCUGUUAUUUUAAGGUCAGUCUUUAGACCUUGCUGUUUAAAGUAACUAUGCAAUGUUCUGAUAACAUUGUAAUGUAAUGCAAACAGUACUGCUGCUGUGAGGAGUAAACAAACUGCUGGGAAAUUAAAUGCAGCAAAGUGUGUUUCUGUCUGCUGUAAUCCUGCAGUUCUUCUACUCUACCUGGGUUUCUGUGUGCAGCCCACCAUGUUUUUACAUGUCAAGUUUACAAAUAUCUUGAUUUAACAAAUCAAACUUACUGCAUUUUA